AUGUCUGUCCUACAGCAAGAAGCGGCCGUCCGCUCUCCCAUCUCGCCCGUCGCCCCAGUCUCCCCAGUCUCCCCUGUCGCCUUCAAGGCCGAAGACAGGGAGGUCGAGUCCGCCGCCGACUCGGACCGCGAAAUGGACAGCUUUGAAGACGCCCAAGACACCGUCCCAGACACAUCCUCUAUCCGCUCUCUAACUCGGCGAACCUCCCCAAAACCUCAGCCCGUCGAGCCAGAGUCAAAUGACAAGGCACAGUCCCAAGAAGAGCACACGAGCAUCCACGCCGCCGAGCCAGAAGAAGACUCCAAGGUAGACACCAAAGACGAAUUCGAGGACGUCGACGACACACCAUUAGCCGAGGACAAUGAGCAAUCUUUAGCACAGCCGGGCAGGCCCUCGAUAUCCCCCAGCCAGCGCUUGUCCGUGACCUCCAACAGCCAGCUUGCAGAAAUGAGCCCCAGCGAGAGCGAGCCCAAGAAGACGAUAUCUCUGAGCAGUCUGACAAGCGCCCUUCCUGCUAUGCCCUGGUCGCCUGGUGCUCAAGAAUCACCAAAGAACCUCGACACGCCCCCCGCUGCCGCUCCAGCGCCUACCUCCCCAGGGGUUCCUCCUGCUCAACCACAAGCACAGGCACAAGCCCCCGCACCAGCCCCACCUCGGAAGCUCGCCAGUGCUUUCUCGUGGUUGUCUAGAAGCUCAUCCAAAGACUUGACAAACUCGUCCCCGCCAGAUCUGUCGCCUAGGAGGAAUACUGCCAGCUCGGUGACAACUUUGACUAGCAACCCAGAGAUGAUGCUCGGUAGGCUGGAAGAGGAGGGCGGCGCCAACGGGGUGAACGGUAAUGUGCGGAAUAGCCUGAAGGACCGUUUCAAGGCCAUGCGUAUGAGGGAAGAGGCGGGCAUAACGAGUCUUCCCGACGACGGUGACAAGAAUGGCAUCGCCAAUCUGGUGAACAAAGGUCCCAAUGGGCUGGUAGCUACGUCGGCGGAGGACAAGGAUGCGACAUCUGCGCAACCGCCGGCCUCACCCAACCCUGCAACCGCGAAUCUGGCCCCUGGAACUGCGUCCGGGGCAGCAGCUGGGCCAUCAACACUGUCAGACCAACCAGUCGACUGGGAUCUGUGGCAGUCUGUAGUGUACGAAGGACCCGCGGCUGUUGCCAAGACGAGUCCCGAGGAACUGAGCAGAGCCAUUGCGACCGGCAUUCCGAGUGCAAUCAGGGGCGUCAUCUGGCAGGUUCUUGCACAGAGCCAAGACCAGGAACUGGAGGCCGUCUACCGAGACCUGGUGCGUAGGGGCACAGACAAGGAACAGGACCGACACAGUAAUGCAUCGCUGGGUGCCAGGAGCAACAGCAACAGCCACAGCAACAGCCAUAGCAACAGCGUCCACUCAUCAGCAUCAUCUAUACAUUCUGGGGACUCUGGCAUCAAUGGCGCACCGUCUCCCCCACCAAAGGAUGACGACCAACCCUCCGCCAAAGCGCAAGCAAUCUUAGGGAUUGAGCGAAAGAAGACAACGAAGGAAGAUGUGGCCGCGAUCCAGAGGCUGGAGAAGACUAUCCGAAAGGAUGUUGGGGCCCGGACGGCUUAUUCCAAAUUCGCCUCUGCUCAGGGGCUCCAAGAAGGCCUCUUUGGUGUCUGCAAGGCAUACGCGCUUUACGAUGAGGAUGUCGGUUACGCCCAGGGCAUGAACUUUUUGAUUAUGCCCCUCCUUUUCAAUAUGUCCGAGGAAGAGGCCUUCUGCCUCCUGGUGCGGUUGAUGAACAAAUAUCACCUGCGUGAACUGUUCAUUCAGGACAUGCCUGGUUUGCACAUGCAUUUGUACCAAUUUGAGCGACUACUCGAAGAUAUCGAGCCCGCUCUUUAUUGCCACCUCAGAAGACGAGGCAUCUCCCCACACCUCUACGCCACGCAGUGGUUCCUCACCCUCUUCUCCUACCGCUUCCCACUGCAGCUGGUCCUCCGCAUCUACGACCUCAUCCUCUCCGAGGGCUUGUCGGCUAUUCUCAAAUUUGGCAUCGUUUUGAUGCAAAAGAACGCGCAAAUACUCCUUGGCAUGACCGACAUGUCGCAACUCACUACUUACCUCAGGGAUCGACUAUUCGAUGUAUAUAUUGAGUCCGCACCAACCGCCAACAGCAUUCUUGAAAACGGUUUCUUUGGCAGCUCUACCUCAAGCAUGGACAAGGAGGUCUACCGUGCCGACCAACUUGUGCAUGACGCUUGUGAAGUCAAGAUUACGCCCGAAAUCCUCAAGUUCUACCGCGGCGAAUGGGAAGAAAAGACCAGGACCGAGAAAGAGCAACAAUUGGAGCUCGAGACGUUGCGGUCGCAGAACACGAGCUACGCUGCCAAAUUACGCAAGCUAGAGACUCGGCUGCAAGCAGUGGACCGCGAGCAAGCGGACCUGGCAACGGAGCUGGUGCACACCAAGGUCGAGAACGAGGAACUCAAGGACCAAAACGAGUCGCUACAGGGCCAGGUUCGGGAGCUAAAGAUCGUCAUUGAGAGGCAGCCCAUCGACAUCGAAGAGCAGUGGAAGCUCGAGAGAGAUGCCCUUAUCGAGCGAAACCAGCGGGUACAUGAGGAGAACGAGAAGGUCGAGAAAGAAAUGGCCGAGUUGGAGGAGCAGCUGGUGCAGACCAAGAUGCAGUAUGCUGAGAUAAACUCCCAGCAUGAGACCCUUCUGAGGAAGUGGAACGAUCUCAAGCGUACCUUCGCAUAA
Diaporthe amygdali is the source of this 2724-nucleotide messenger RNA. RefSeq lists its product as uncharacterized. The transcript is spliced from 5 exons. Bases 1 to 2724 code for a protein of 907 amino acids. NCBI's taxonomy places the organism in Eukaryota, Fungi, Ascomycota, Sordariomycetes, Diaporthales, Diaporthaceae. The record is from RefSeq and is a predicted model, not a curated record.